Molecule: messenger RNA, 591 nt
Organism: Trypanosoma conorhini
Lineage: Eukaryota; Euglenozoa; Kinetoplastea; Trypanosomatida; Trypanosomatidae
Exons: 1
Coding region: 1-591 (196 amino acids)
Source: RefSeq, a predicted model, not a curated record
AUGGCAACGCGAAUCCGUAGCGCGACGCAGCGGCCAAAAUGGGCCCUUGAGAGUACGCUGGAGGAAGCGCUGAUGGAGGGGGAAGACCCGGUCAGUGAGAUGCUGCCGAACGACUUCCUUCGGGAGUACGUUGGCGACAAUAGCGCCGUGGACGACGACGACGACGAUGUUCCGAUGGGGGUGUUUGCGCGGAGCCCAGGCGAGCGCGUCACGGACACGGAGCUCCGCGAGAGCAUUGCCAACUUGCCGGCGUGCCAGGCGUGCGCUCUCCGUGAAGAGUUGCGCAGGCUUGUGAAGAAAGCGGCGGCCACGCCCCGAGACCUGAGGGGUGUUUCCUCGUGGCUGUAUGGCGUCUCUAGAACGGCGUCGAAAAAACUCAGAGCAGCCCUUGAGGUGGCGGAGGCAGAAGCGGCAGGUCGGGAAGAAAACGAAGGGGCAAAGCAGAAAAAGAAAAGGGUGAGACUACCGAUUCCGGAGGGUUUCUACGACUCGGUGCUCAGCGCGAGGUGGAGUCACGUCUUGGGGUUUCCCGAGGGCGAAGGGGAGGAUGAAGCGGAGAUGCGAAUGGAGGUGAAGGCGCCAGCAAAGUAG